AUGGCUAAUAGACAUAAAGGUAAAGCCGCCGUCGCCACCGAUGGUGGUGGUGGAAGAGAAGGAAAUGAAGGAUCUGGUGGUGGAAGAGACACGUCUGUCUCUCGUGGAAAAGGAAAUGGCGUUGCCACCACUCUAUCCGACGGCUCUGGUGGUUCACGGACCGUCAGUGCUCGUGGAGGAGGAACCGACAGAAGUGGAGCCGCCGGUUCUCGUGGAAGAGGAGCCGUCGGUUCUCGUGGAAGAGGAGCCGUCGAUUCUCGUGGAAGAGGAGCCGUUGGUUCUUGUAGAAGAGCAACAGCCGUCGGUUCUCAUGAAAGAGUAACCGCCGGAGUUCCAACCUCCACUGAUGCAGGCAGUGUUGGCUCUAAACGUCAAGCCGCUUACCCAUCGACAGUGGAGGUGGUGUUGGGUCCAAACGCAAAGCCACCCUCUGUGAAGGCGGUGGUGGCACUGGAGCCGACGCCGGUGCUUGUACAUCCACCGGCGGUGUACAUGGUGGCUUUGGGACCAGCGGUGGUAGUCCCUCUCAACGAACAACCUCUGCCUCACUGUUUCGGACAGGCCUACCGGCUCAAUGAUGAAGAUGAACUUGAUGCUCUGGAUCUAGAGGAUCAAGACUUUGACCAGCUCCUGGGUAACUUGCUGCAGCUUCUUGGCCGAGAACAGCUGAUGCGUUUGUCUGUGAAUCCAAUUCCCAACCUCAAGUCUAUUUGCUCCACCUCGGCCUAUCCCCACGAUGAGGUCCAGGCCCAUGACACGGUGAAGGUUUUACUAGCGAAGGACAACACGGACUUAGCGACCCGGCCCAAUCAAGACCGGCCCGGCCCAACCCGCCAAGAACACUUGCAACGGACACUUACCUUUUUUGGAAUAUCGCGCAUUGAAGACUAA
Messenger RNA from Arabis nemorensis, 891 nucleotides. NCBI's taxonomy places the organism in Eukaryota, Viridiplantae, Streptophyta, Magnoliopsida, Brassicales, Brassicaceae. The record is from the annotation of a GenBank genome assembly.